UCCUUCCGAUCUAGGGCAUUUUCAGGUGGCGACGAGAUACGUGCUUAUCCAUUCAUCAAGAAUUUCAAUUCAAUCCAUUUUAAUGUCAUUUUACUAGCUCACGAAGAUCUAGCUACAUAUACGACGAACGGAAACCCAUAAGUUUGUUCUUCUGUCGAUUCGGCUUGAGAUUGAGAUCGAGAUCUACGCAUUCAUUGAAACGGGGGAGGAUUUGGCUGUUAAAGUCAUAUCAUUUCUAGUUGAGUUCAAUAAAAUUGUAUUAGGGUUUCAAGUUCUCAAUCUGCGGUUAUGGAUUCUGAUGCUAAGGAUUCGUCUCAAUCUGUGACGGUAGCGGUGAAUAUUAGGCCACUAGUGACAUCCGAGCUUCUUGUUGGCUGUACCGAUUGUAUAUCAGUAGUUAACGGAGAACCUCAGGUUCAAAUUGGUUCACAUACGUUCACAUUUGACUAUGUGUUUGGUAACCGUGGGUCUCCUUCUACUCAAAUAUAUGAUCAAUGUGUUGGUUCAAUUGUUGAGUCACUAUUUCAGGGGUAUAAUGGGACUGUGUUGGCGUAUGGACAGACUGGUUCGGGGAAGACAUAUACUAUGGGUACAAACUAUAAUGGAGAAGAUCAUGGUGCUGGAAUUAUCCCAAAAGUUAUGCAAACAAUAUUUUCUAAGAUAGAGACAAAGAAGAACAAAACUGAAUUUCUUAUUCGUGUAUCAUUUAUUGAGAUAUUUAAGGAAGAGGUGUUUGAUUUGUUGGAUCCAAAUACACAUACUCUUGCUCGUGGUGAUGGAGCUAAACCUUCUGGACCUUCAAGAGCUCCAAUACAAAUUAGAGAAACUACAAGUGGAGGAAUAACUCUAGCUGGUGUUACUGAGGCAGAGGUAAGAACAAAAGAAGAGAUGGCAUCGUAUCUUUUGCGUGGAUCUGCUGCUCGGGCUACUGGAAGCACGAAUAUGAACAGCCAAUCGAGUCGUUCACAUGCAAUCUUUACAAUCUCAUUGGAACAAAGAAGGACUGCUUCCUGCACGGCUGGGAUUGUUCAAGAUGACGAUAUUUUGUGUGCAAAACUUCAUUUGGUAGAUCUUGCUGGUUCUGAACGAGCAAAAAGGACCGGAGCUGAUGGAACACGAUUUCAGGAAGGUAUACACAUUAAUAAGGGAUUAUUGGCCCUUGGAAACGUAAUAAGUGCUUUAGGAGAUGAAAAGAAAAGGAAAGAAGGAGGCCAUGUUCCUUACAGGGAUAGUAAGUUAACUCGAUUGCUACAAGAUUCUCUAGGAGGUAACUGCAAGACUGUUAUGAUAGCUUGUGUAAGUCCUGCUGACACUAAUGCGGAGGAGACGUUGAACACUCUCAAGUAUGCAAAUCGUGCCCGAAACAUUCAGAAUAAAGCCAUUAUCAAUCGUGAUCCAGUGACUGCUGAGAUGCAAAAAAUGCGUAGUCAAAUCGAGCAGUUACAGACUGAGCUACUUUAUUUUCAAGGAGAUUCCGGAACUUCUUUUGAAGAGUUUCAGAUGCUGAAGAAAAGAAUCUCUUUGCUUGAAGCAAGUAACGCUAACUUAAAACGCGAAUUUCAAGAAAGUGAAAGUGCUUGUAAACGUUAUUCCCAGCUUGCUCUUGAUGCUCAGGUUGAGAAAGAUAAACUCCUUAUGAUAAUAGAAUUAGCUCGCAAUGGCAAACCUUGGGAUGAGAUUGACUCUAACUUGGAUCAGGAUGUUAAUCUACUAAAGAAUUAUGUGGGGAAGAUUCAUGAGUUGGAAACAGAGGUUCUACGCUUGCAGAAUACAAUCGAUUCAAAGCAACAAAAACAUAAUGGAGUUGACAGUUUUGAGUUGGAUGUGGACGAGAUUUGCCCCAAGAGCUUUAUGGAUAUGAACGAAUUUUCAUCUAAUCCUGAUAUUAAAAGUACUGAUAUAGAUGGUGAGGCUGAAUUUGAGGCCAAGGAACUUGAACAUUCGUCUCUUCAGGAGAAUUUGGAUAGGGAACUGAAAGAGUUGGAUCAAAAACUUGAACAAAAAGAGGCUGAGAUGAAACGAUUUGCAAAUUCUGAUACUUCAGUUAAGCAGCAUUAUGAAAAGAAAGUACACGAACUGGAGCAAGAGAAGAGGGUUCUGCAGAAUGAAAUUGACCUACUAAAGCACAGCUUUUCAAAUAUAUCAUCUAACACUGAUGAAAGCGCCCAAAGAUUAAAGGAGGACUAUCUUCAAAAGCUGAAUCUUCUUGAAGCACAGGUUGCGGAACUGAAGAAGAAACAAGAUGCUCAAGCACAACUCUUGAGGCAAAAACAAAAAAGUGAUGAUGCAGCAAAAAGAUUACAGGAUGAAAUACGCAGAAUAAAAUCUCAAAAGGUUCAAUUACAACAGAAGAUAAAGCAGGAGUCUGAGCAAUUCAGGAUUUGGAAGGCAUCUCGUGAAAAGGAAGUUCUUCAGCUAAAGAAAGAGGGAAGAAGGAAUCAGUAUGAGAUGCACAAACUCUUAGCUUUGAACCAAAGACAAAAGAUGGUCCUGCAGCGAAAAUCAGAAGAAGCUGCUAUGGCUACUAAAAGACUGAAAGACCUGUUGGAAUCUAAAAAAACUUCAUCACGCAUGUCUAUUGGCAGUGGUCCGAGUACUCAGGUGCUAAUGCAGACAAUUGAGCAUGAACUCGAGGUUGUUGUACGUGUACAUGAAGUUCGUGCUGAAUACGAGCGCCAAAUGGAAGAGCGUGCAAGAAUGGCUAAAGAGGUUGCAGAGCUGAAAGAAGCACAGAGCUUAAACCAAAUAAAUUUAAGUUAUUAUCCUCAAGCUAUGUCUCCUGGAGCAAGAAAUUCGAGGAUUUAUGCAUUGGAGAAUAUGCUUGCAACUUCAUCUCGCACCCUUGUUUCAAUGGCAUCCCAGUUAUCAGAAGCUGAAGAACGUGAGCGAGCUUUUAGCAGUAAGGGACGAUGGAAUCAAAUUCGCGCACUUCCUGAAGCUAAAACUUUAUUGAACCAUCUCUUUGACUUGGCUUCAUCCUCUAGGUGCCUGUCAAGGGAUAAAGAAGUUGAUUGCAAAGAGAAAGAUUGUGAAAUAAGAGAUCUGAAGGAGAAGAUAGUUAAAUUAGCAAGACAAAUGGAAAUGCAAAAGCUUGCCUUUAUUCGGCAAGAGAAACUGCAGAACCUGACUACGAACCAAAGCUUGAAGAGAAGUUCAAUGAACUCUGAAGCCUCAACCUUGAACGAGGAAACACAUAUACGUGAUCUACGAAAGAAGGGAGCUCGAGCCCGCAUGAAUGGAAGUAGUACUGUUGAGAUAGAGGACAUGGAUAUAAGUGAAGGAGAACAUUCUGAUAUGGACGAAGGUAGUGAUUGGGAACCAUUUAAAACCGAAAAACGAUUAAAUAAGAAACAACCCUCCAGAACUGAAAGCAAUGGCAAUAUGGGAAUUCCACUUGUUAUAAGUGAUUCAGAAGCCGAUCCAACUCCAGAUGGAACAAACUCAGAAAAACCAAAUGAAUCCGCAAUCUGCUGUACUUGUAGCAAAAGUUCUUUAUGCAAAACAGUUAGGUGUGAAUGCCGUGCUAAUAAGAAUGGCUGUCAUAGUUCUUGCAACUGUUCAGCCAACAAGUGCAAGAAUAGAGAUGAAGAGAAUGAAAAACUCCAUGAAUCUUCCAAUGAAGAGAAAGAGAGGGAUCAAGAUCUUGCUUCCCAGGGUGCAAUGCUGCUUGAAAGUGCAAUGAAGGAUCAUAAGAUAACUGACAUAGCUGAUGCUAAUGUAUCGAAAAGGAAACCUUUGUCUGACAUUGGAAACACAGCUAAACCUUCUAUGAAAAAGAAGUGGAAAAGAUCAUCAAUUCAACUUAUUCCCAUGGGGCCACCUACCGAGCAAGGAAGUGCAGAAAUAACAGAAAAACACGAGAGUUCUAGCAAUGCACCGAACAUUCCUCCUCAAUUGCCUAGACCUACAUCAAAUGUUGUUUCAAACAGUAAUAACCCUUUAAGGGUUAGGAAUUCCAAACCACAUGGCAAUAUUCCUAUUAGUGGUGGUGGUAACAAGGAGGCUGACCCUCCAGCUCCAAAGAGCCCAAAGAAACAACAAAGAACCAUCGAUGAGAAAGAGAAUCAAGGCCUGUGAUGAUUAUUAGAUUGAUCGUUUGUAGAUUUCAAUUAUGUUGAAGAAUGAUCAUUGGAUUAAGGUUUUCAAUUGUGUAGUUUUGAUGCUGAUAUUUUAAAACAAUUGUUUCAAUAUGACAGUUACCUAUUUUAACUGUGAUGGUUAGAGUUUGUGUAAUUUUAUGAGCUACUCAAGAAGUUUUCUAACUGAUUUUUUUGUUGGGUUCAUCAUAAUAUGACCAAACU
Messenger RNA from Impatiens glandulifera, 4301 nucleotides. Its product is annotated as kinesin-like protein KIN-4C. Gene Ontology annotation, molecular function: ATP binding; microtubule binding; microtubule motor activity. Gene Ontology annotation, biological process: microtubule-based movement; mitotic spindle organization. The record is from RefSeq and is a predicted model, not a curated record. Lineage: Eukaryota; Viridiplantae; Streptophyta; Magnoliopsida; Ericales; Balsaminaceae. The transcript has 29 exons. Bases 289 to 4077 code for a protein of 1262 amino acids.